UUCAUUUAAAUCUAACCAAAGCGCAUUGUGAAUAAAGCCAUUGUUCAUCUCACAUUUCCACACCUUACCAAACAAUUUUCUUGCAAUUGCUUUAAAUUGUUAUUAUUCAAUUGUUCUCAAUUAAUUUUUUAUUUGUGAUUACUUUGUUUGUUUCAUUUACCGGUAUCUAUCAAAAUGCCCGAAGAAACUAUGAGUGUCGAGGAACCCGAAACCUUCCUUUUCCAAGCUGAAAUCGCCCAGUUGAUGACUUUGAUCAUCAACACAUUCUACUCAAACAAAGAAAUUUUCCUUCGUGAAUUGAUCUCCAACUCCUCCGAUGCUCUUGAUAAGAUUCGAUAUGAAUCUCUUACUGAUCCUUCUAAAUUGGAUAGUGGUAAAGAACUUUACAUCAAGAUUGUCCCCAACCAAGAUGAACGCACCCUUACCAUCAUCGAUACUGGUAUUGGUAUGACUAAGGCUGACCUCAUCAACAACUUGGGUACCAUUGCUAAAUCUGGUACUAGAGCUUUCAUGGAAGCCCUUCAAGCUGGUGCUGAUAUUUCUAUGAUUGGUCAAUUCGGUGUUGGUUUCUACUCUGCUUACCUAGUUGCCGAUCGGGUUGUUGUUACCUCUAAGCACAAUGAUGAUGAUUGUUAUACUUGGGAGUCAGCUGCUGGUGGUUCAUUCACUAUUAAGAAAUCUGUUGACCCAGAGCUCACUCGUGGUACCAAGAUUGUUUUGUUCCUCAAAGAAGAUCAAUCUGACUAUCUCGCUGAGAAAAAGAUCAAAGAAAUUGUGAAGAAACACAGUCAAUUUAUCGGAUAUCCUAUCAAGCUUGUUGUUCAGAAAGAGCGAGAAAAGGAAGUUUCUGAUGAUGAAGCUGAAGAUGAAAAGAAAGAAGACGAAGAAGAGAAAAAAGAAGAGGAGAAAAAAGAUGAUGAAGAACCCAAAGUAGAAGACGUCGAAGAUGAAGACAAAAAGGACAAGAAAAAGAAAAAGAAGGUUACUGAAAAGUACAUUGAAGAUGAAGAACUUAACCGAACUAAACCCAUUUGGAUGCGAAACCCUGAUGACAUCUCACAAACUGAAUAUGGGGAAUUCUACAAGAGUCUUACCAAUGAUUGGGAAGAACAUCUCGCCGUGAAACAUUUCUCAGUCGAAGGUCAACUCGAAUUCCGAGCUUUACUCUUUGUUCCUAAGAGAGCUCCAUUUGACCUUUUCGAAAAUAGGAAACAAAAGAAUAACAUUAAAUUAUAUGUACGAAGAGUAUUUAUUAUGGACAAUUGCGAAGACUUAAUUCCAGAAUACCUCAACUUUAUCAAGGGUGUGGUUGACUCUGAAGAUUUACCUUUGAACAUUUCUCGUGAAAUGCUCCAACAAAAUAAGAUUUUACAAGUUAUUAGAAAGAAUUUAGUUAAGAAAUGCUUGGAAUUAUUCGAAGAAGUAGCCGAGGAUAAGGAAGCUUACAAGAAGUUCUAUGAGCAAUUCAGCAAGAACAUCAAGCUUGGUAUCCAUGAAGAUACUCAAAACCGAAAGAAACUUGGUGAUCUCCUUCGUUAUUAUACUUCUGCCUCUGGAGAUGAAGUAUGCUCUCUUAAAGAAUAUGUAUCCCGAAUGAAAGAAAACCAAAAAUCAAUCUAUUUCAUCACUGGUGAAUCUAAGGAACAAGUUGCUGCUUCUGCAUUUGUUGAACGUGUUCGAAGCCGUGGUUUUGAGGUUGUUUACAUGGUUGAGCCCAUCGAUGAAUACUGUGUUCAACAACUUAAAGAGUAUGAUGGUAAACCAUUAGUUUCAGUUACCAAAGAAGGUCUUGAACUUCCUGAAACCGAGGAAGAAAAGAAGAAACGUGAAGAUGACAGGAAAAAAUUCGAGACCCUUUGCAAAGUUAUGAAAGAUAUUCUUGAUAAACGAGUCGAGAAAGUCACUAUUUCUAAUCGUCUGGUCACUUCUCCAUGUUGUAUCGUCACAAGUCAGUAUGGUUGGUCAGCCAACAUGGAACGUAUUAUGAAAGCUCAGGCUCUCCGGGAUACAUCCACAAUGGGAUACAUGGCUGCUAAAAAGCAUCUUGAAAUUAACCCAGAUCAUUCAAUCAUUGAAAGUCUCAGAAUUAAAGUUGAAGCCGAUAAGAAUGACAAAUCAGUCAAAGAUUUAGUCAUGUUACUUUUCGAAACUGCCCUCCUCUGCUCUGGCUUCUCUCUCGAAGAUCCACAACGUCAUUCCUCUCGCAUCUAUCGCAUGAUUAAACUUGGUCUCGGUAUUGAUGAUGAUGAAAUUGCUGUCGGAGGUGAUAAAGUAGAUGAAGCUGAAAUGCCUCCUCUGGAAGGUGAUGCAGAAGAUGCUUCACGAAUGGAGGAAGUUGAUUAAAUCAUUCAUUUUCCCUAAUUUUUUUUGCCCAUGAAAGUAGCUUCUCAAUGGAUAAUCCUAAUUAAUCAAACAGUUCUAAAUAUUGUUUUUAUUCUAUAAUUGUCUUUUGUAUUCAUUGUUAACUACUUUCUAUCUCAUCCCUUUUUCAAUCAAAUUGUCAUAAAAUGUCAACCAACCCAACUCCCUUAAUUUUUGUUAGUUAAACAAUUAAACAAAUUUCAUUUAAC
Molecule: messenger RNA, 2570 nt
Organism: Tetranychus urticae (two-spotted spider mite)
Lineage: Eukaryota; Metazoa; Arthropoda; Arachnida; Trombidiformes; Tetranychidae
Gene: Hsp83
Product: Heat shock protein 83
Biological process (GO): protein folding
Molecular function (GO): ATP hydrolysis activity; ATP binding; ATP-dependent protein folding chaperone
Source: RefSeq, a predicted model, not a curated record